Messenger RNA from Cynara cardunculus var. scolymus (artichoke), 1820 nucleotides. Its product is annotated as zinc finger CCCH domain-containing protein 3-like. The record is from RefSeq and is a predicted model, not a curated record. The transcript is spliced from 7 exons. NCBI's taxonomy places the organism in Eukaryota, Viridiplantae, Streptophyta, Magnoliopsida, Asterales, Asteraceae. Gene Ontology annotation, molecular function: mRNA binding; metal ion binding. The coding region runs from base 407 to 1630 and encodes 407 amino acids.
GAUCAAGAUCGAGAGAAGAUCCAAAUUUUCAAAAUUAGGAAUAAAAUUUUCGAUUUCUGGAGAGAGAAUGAGAAAUUUGUUUGAAAAAGAAUAUUUACAUUGAUAGAUCAUCCAUAAAUUAAGCGUGGUGUUCAGAUUUUCUUGCCUUUUUAACUCAAUUUCGUCUUCCAUCUGCACUUGAUCAUCGAUCAUCAUCAUCUUCAUCAUCACACCGGAUAACUUUUGUUUCGUUUGUCGUUUCAGUGUUUGUUGUUAUCGAUUAUAAUCAUAAUCGAGAUCUGGGGUUUGAUUGAAACUUCUCCAACUUCUGUUUUUGAGGGGGAUUUGAUUGGUUUUUGAGGAAGAACACUCUCCUGCCAACAAUUUAUUCGGAUUACGUUUUGUGUUUUGAGAAAUAGAUAUUGGUAUGCCGGAUAAUCGGCGUGUUCAGAGGAAUAGUGGGGUUUCUAAUUCUUCAUUGAAUCCUUCUGGUAAUAAUAACAUUGAAGAAGCUAUAAGGCGGUUGAGGAUUCAGACAAAUGGGAAAGAAGAUGAAAUUGGUUCUACGGCCUAUCCGGCUCGACCCGGAGAACCGAAUUGCAUAUAUUAUUUGAGGACUGGAGUUUGUGGCUAUGGUGAUAACUGCAGGUUUAAUCAUCCAACCUACAAUGGGCAGAUGAAUCAGCAUGGAGGUGACCUCCCAGAAAGAAUUGGAGAGCCAGAUUGUGUUUAUUUUCUAAAGACGGGUGCUUGCAAAUAUGGAUCAACGUGCAAAUAUAAUCAUCCCCGUGAUCGGCGUGGUGCUGAACCUAUCGUGUUGAACAUGGUUGGGCUGCCUAUGCGGCAGGGACAGAAGUCGUGUCCUCAUUAUGUACGAACUGGAUCAUGUAAAUUUGGAGUUACUUGCAAGUUCCAUCAUCCACAGCCAGCACCAGAUGGCUCAAACACACCUGUUUCAGGAUCUUUGACGUAUGGACCAUCGGGUGCACCACCCCAUAUCAACGGUUCAGCAUGGUCGUAUCCAAGUCCUCAAACUUACAUGCCAAUGGUUAUUCCUCCGGCUGGUAUCAACCAAGGGUGGAGUCCUUAUAUUGCAAAUCUGAACCCACUACUCUCAACCAAUGGUUCGGGUUCAAUUGACCAACUCUAUCCAUCAACACCGAAUUCUCAUCUGCCUGAGAGGCCGGGUGAACCGGAAUGCCGUUAUUUCAUGAACACCGGAGCCUGCAAGUAUGGAACGGAUUGCAAGUACCAUCACCCAAGGGAAAAGAUGGCUCAACCCGCAGCCAGUUCCUUGAGUCCACUCGGCCUUCCUCUUAGACCUGGGCAACCUGCGUGUUCGUAUUACGGUCUAUAUGGAAUCUGCAAAUACGGGCCAGCGUGUAAAUACGAUCACCCUUUGGUGAUAUAUUCGUAUAGUUAUACCAUGGGAAUGCCGACUCUACCAAUGCCCGACCCAUCGUUCUUCCCAUAUGGUGGGAUGAUUUCACCCACACCCCAUUCAUCAGACUCGUCUCCUUCGAAAUCAUCGAAAAAUGCAGGAGGAUGGAGAAGUGAACCAAUGAGCAACGGGAAGCCGUGCACGGAUGAUUCGUUGCCUGAACACGGUGGAUCUUCGUCCCGUUCAUCGUCACAGAAUCAAUCGGAUUGAAAGUUACUGGUUUUUAUGUUCUUAUGUUUUGUUGAUUUUGUUGAACAGAUACGGAUGAUUUAAUGCAGCAGCAAAAUGAACCCCUUUUCACCUCCAGUUUCUGUGGGAAUGUGAUAGCUUUUGUAGAAGAAUGUAAAGAGGGAAAGAGGGGUUGUUUUUGGCUGUCAAUAAAUGGAAAAAGAAAACUAAA